AACCUGCUACCUGCGACCUGCAAAAUAUACCUGCCGCACGGAACGGUUCUCCACCAACAAGCGGGAGUUAAUUUUAUGUGACUAGUGUCGUCGUAGGAUAAGUUCUCUUUGGUCGUUACUGUUUUAUACCAUAUGAUCCUUGCUUGAUAAUCUGUUUCUCUGUUAGCUUUAUUUUGGACUAAAUACCGCGCGUUCGUGUCGCUUGAUGAGAAGGUCUUCCGCUCCAAUGCGGAUAAGAACGCAUUGGAGCGCAUCACCGAAAAUUCAACUGAAACUGAGGCCAGGCGGGACCCUCAUCCCGACCCUCAUAGAUCAAUCCUGUUAAAGAGCUUAUUUAAUUUAUUGGGGAGUGCGAGCCUCAUAAUCUUUAGAACAUAGUGCUGAUUAAUUCAAGAAGUAUUUAUUGAAACUCUUGCUGUGUCAUGCAUAAAUUUAAGACUAACAUUUAGCUGAUGGUGGUACUCUAAUUAUUUGCAUGUUAUAGUUUAACGUUCAGUGUCUAACGAUGAGAGACUGGUAUACACAUAAAGCUAUUUGCAAAAAGGGAUAUUAAGGUGGUAUGAAUUUCGUCAGGAUUUUAUACUUAAUUUACAAAAUAAUAGAAGCAUUUUUGGCAUUAGGGGUUUCCCUGAAAUAUAGAUUAGGAAAGUAAAAGAAUAUUCUACGUGCUUGACGCACUCUUGUAUGCUACAGCGCAUGAUAGGCGUACCAGAAGAUCGCCAUUUGGCGAGUGACACUAUAACCAAAAUUGAGAAUAACGUGCAGAUAAUUGCUACCUUUUCUGAAUUUUUCGUGAAUUGCUCAAGGCCAACGGAUUGCAUCGUGAAUACUACUCCCAUAUAAUUUAUUCAGUCCUUUUCAAAACAGAAAUAUGGCAUGACAAUAAUAAAAAGUGUUUUACAUAAUGUCAACUGAUCUCAUGAUUUCAUGUCAACUGACUUUUGAUGGCAUGAUUUCUUAAAAAUGUAGUCUAAGGACAAAAAGACGCGGACUCUGGCCAAGAUCGAGUUGAAAAAUCCGCGAUUCACGAGCUUCUGGUCGUUUCAACUUUUAUGCUGACUGGCCAACGAUCCAAAAUGAGCACGCUGUGCAUGCUCAAAAAAUUGGAUUAUUCCACAGUCAACCUCGUACCUAGAGUCUGACCAGCGGUUGGGAAGCGAGCGACCUCGGAAAGUUCUAAUUGGAAGUCCGGAAAUAUCGGACGUCUGGUUGAAUUGCACUGAAUUGUCCAGCUGACAAACACGUGGCUUAAUCGACUCGUCGUACAUUUUCAUUGUUUUUAAACCAGUCGAAAUCGAGUUGUGUAAAGAAACUCUCAAGAGUCACUCGUUUUGUCAAGCUUGCAGAGAAAGAAACGAAGACUCGAGAAACGAGCCUUGAGCCAGAGUGCGCGUUUUGACCAAAAGAAAACCAGGCUCUGGGUCGAAAUUGAGCUUUCAGCUGAUCCAAAUGUGUAAAUUGCUUUUUUCUCGACUAAAGAAAUGGCAUCCUCAAGCACAUCAGGAACAGUCGGACAACUUACUAAACCGGAGUACAGAAACUGGCUUGCACUUGGUCAUGCCUUAACAACAGAGAUGUGCCAAGGCCUUCGCCCGUUUAUUACCAGAGAGCUGAAGACUUUCUAUGCGAGGGUGUCGGUACGAACUGGCGGGGGACCCUGCACCUGUGUCCGUGUCCCGCGGAGAAAACCAAACGAGUACCACGACAUGAGUACCUGCGCAUGGGCUAAUAUCCUUCAGGCUCAUCACAAUCGAAACAAACCGAACUGGAAACAAAGUGAUCCUGCUAAAUGGAUGGAUCCAAUCCUGGGCCCCUGGGAAAUAGCUAAACUCUUCCUUCCUGAUUUGGGGGGACAUGCCGAUAUUAAGAGUGCAAACGACAUGGACAUCACUGGUAUCUUGAAUCUGAUGUACUGGUGUAACCAGUUCACUAUUCCUCAACCCUUGAUUGACGAAGUCCGUAAAAUACGAAACAACAACUGGGUGCAUGUGCCUUGUCUAGAGUUGACCGAUGCUGACAAGAAGGUCGCAUUUGAUGCCAUUGAAAAUCUGCUUCAGGAUCCCAACGUAGCUCAUGACCCUGACGCCCAGCAAGCCCUAAAAGAGAUUGGCAACCUUAAGUCCGUUUCCGAUCUGCACAGUAUGGAAGCUCGAGUGUUGGCUGACUUUAAAGAAGUUAUUGGAAAAGAGCUUUUAAACCUUAAUAUCGAUUUAGCCAGAUUGAAGGAGGAGUCUGCUAGAAAUAAUGAAGAACAAAGCCAGUUAAAACAACAACAGGAGGUUUUGACAAAACAACUCAGUGAACUGAAUCGGCAAAGAAAACACGAAGACAGCAAGUCUUGGCUUGGUGUGCUCGGAAACCUGGCAGGAAACGUCAAAGGCCUAAGAAAACGCGAUGCUGUCUUAUGGUUGAUGCUGUUGUUACUCUGUCAUUGCUUUGUCGUUUUGGAUCAUUCUUAUGACAGAGACGGAUGUUCCAUCCAGGUGUACAGUGAUCAAUGGGAGCUCAAAUACUUCGACUUCAGUGACUUUAUCAAUUCGUCGAACGCAGAAUUCAUCGGACGUCAGUGGCUGUACCAGGAAAUGGAAAGUGUCUUAGAGCACACUAACAAGCGUGGUGUUUUAAUAACAGGAAAUCCUGGCUCUGGAAAGUCCGCCUUUUUAAGCCAUUUACUUUGUUCCAGAACAUCCAGCCCACUCAUCCAUGGCAGAACCCUCGGGUACCAUUUUUGCAUGCACUUCGACAAAGGGACGCAGAGUGGAGCCAAAUUUGUUAGAAACCUUGCAAAUAUGAUCGCCUGGAGAAUCGCUGAAUAUGGUCAACUUAUUUCGACAGACUUGUUUGCCCGCAGGGUGUUGUAUAAAGAUUGUGCUCAAGAUCCAGAAUGGUGUUUUGAGCAGGGAAUCCUCACACCUUUGAAAAAACUGCAGCAGCAACGAAUGGAGCCAUGGUAUGUGGUCAUUGAUGCCUUGGAUGAAUGUGCGAAUGACAAAGCAGAGAUUCUCAACUUGCUCAAAUCCAAACUUCCUCGAUUUCCAAAGUGGUUAAAACUAAUUGUCAGUUCACGGAACGUUAGCACCAUCACUGCAAGCCUAGAUUGUCUGCAGAGAGUAGAGUUAAGAUCGGACGAUGAGAGGAAUCGUAAUGAUAUUGACACAUAUCUAUCACUGAAGGUCUUUUCAAUGAAAGAAUCCAUCAUACACAGGAUUAAGACAGCCCUUAAAAUCAAGGAUAACGAAGCGCCAACUCAGAAAAUUGUCUCAGUCCUAGCCGAUAAAAGUCAGGGGAACUUCCAGUUUGUUAAAGUCGUGUUGGACUUGUGGCUCGCAUCAGCAGAGAGUUUUACAUGGGAUUCUUUUCCAAAGUCACUUGACAGUUCUUAUCAAUUGUACUUUGAAAGAAAGUAUGGCGCGCCCGAAACUUUUCAAUCUUUGCGACAAAUUUUUGAAGUCUUAGUUGCAGCGUACAAACCGCUUAACAUCCAUGAAAUGCACUCACUGCUAAGGCUUGACAACCCAACUCUUGAUCUAGAAUACGAGUUUAUACCGAAACUUGAACAGGUCUCUUUGUUCUUGUGGCAUGGAUCAGGGGAUGGCCUUAUUCAAAUUUAUCAUACUUCUUUGUCCGAAUGGCUCACUAGUGAAGGCAACAAAGGAAAGUUUUAUUACAUCAAGAAACAAAAUGGCCAUAACCGUCUUGCAAAGUACUAUCUAAAAAACGCUAUUGAAAGCAAUUCACCACUUAAACCCGACGAGGCUUUUCACCUAGCCAGUCACAUUGUUGAAGGGGAUCUGGAGGAAUUUAUGGUCAAGCAAUUUCUGUCGCUUCCUUCGAACCAAAUCAACACCACUGACUCUGUGACCCGAGCAACGGCACUUCACCACAGUUCAAGUUCCUUUCAUGCCGAUGUAACUAAACUUUUGGUGCACCACUUCUCAAACGUUGACUGCUUAGAUAACGACCAGCGCACACCAUCCUUUAUAGCGGCAACUUCAGGGCAUUUGGAUAACUUGAAAAUACUGUUUCAAAGAGGAGCUAACCUAAACCACACCACGUCUUAUCUAGAUGCUGAAAUUGUUUCUCAUUCCCAAGAUCCCAUCACCGAAUGCAAAAGGAAGUUGUGUGAAUAUUCACUUCUGCAUACAGCCUCUCAAGAAGGUAACGUCCACGUUGUAAAAUUUCUCAUUGGCCACAAAGUGGACAUCAUGAAGACAACUGGAGCUAAUAAUACUGCAUUACAGUUAGCAGCAGCAAACGGGCAUCUUGAGACUGUCCAGACUCUCAGAACAGCUGGCGAAGUUCUGGACGGCACCGCGCUACAUCACUCCGCCGCUAGGGGCCACAACCAUGUUGUGCAGUAUCUACUGAGAGAAGGAAUGAAAGACACUUGUAUCCACACAAUUCCUUCGUCCAUGUUUUCUGAUGAAGAGGACAGUGAACUGAACUCCGUUAAAGUACGUUUGUAUGAUAACCGUCAUCUUUAUUUGCGUGAAACAGCUCUUCAUGCGGCAAUCGGAAGUGGCCAUCUUUCAGUAAUAAAGGCACUGCUAAGCGAAGACCAAACGGCUAUUGACUGCCCAAAUUCCGCAGGUAGACGCCCCCUGCACGAGGCUGUUCAUGCAAAUAACUAUAAUACACUGAAACUGUUGCUAGCAUCUGGGGCGAAUGCUGAUGUUCAGUGCGACAGCAGACCGUUAUCAUUGAGUAUGGAGUCCUUUAUACCAGCAAAGUUUACUCGAACUCAUUGUCCGUGUGGGUUUACUUCUCUGCAUAUUGCUGUUGCUCACGGGUAUCACAGUGUUGCCGAGCUGCUUAUUAAUCACAAGGCAGAUGUUAAUGCACUAGAUUGCAACGGUUCGACCCCUCUUCACGUCGCCUCUUGCCAAGACAUGCCAUCCCUCGUGGCCCUUCUAGUCCACAGUGGAGCCGAUAUCACUGCACGAAGUCUGAAUGGUUCGACACCUCUUCACAGCGCGGCAGCAUGUUUUGCAAAGAACGUUUACUGGUCUUUGAUUAAUCUGGGCUGUGAUAUCCUUGCUACUGAUAGCGGAGGGAUGACUGCAUUACACUAUAUUGUCAAAGACGUUUCCUAUGUUGGUCCAGAGUAUUUUGUUGAUUUGUAUGUGAGCAAUCCAAAGGGUUGGAUAGAGCCGAAUCAAAGAGGCGCUUCCCAACAGCAGACGACCUUGAGCAAGCUGGAUUUACAGUAUCCUUGGUUAAGCGCGUUCGUAAAGCUAGUCGAGAGCUUUGCCAAAUCAGAAAGAGCUAGAAAGACGGCCAUUUUAGAGAUGAAAGACAAGAGGAAUCGGACUGUUUUUGAUAAAUUAGAAGAGAGAACCAAUACCUCUUCUCUUUUAACCGGAAGUAGUAUAACCAGUGGUAGCCUUUUCGUACUAUCACUGACUCCUUUUAUUUUCGCUUACGACGUCACCUGCUCGGAAACUCUAAAGAGCCAUGUUGUAGCUUUAAACAAGCCAUAUGAACCAGGUUUAAUUCCAAAGGCUUUAACGAGAGUUUUAUCGAGAGCAUAUACAUCCACAUUUACAAACUUAAACUGCUCCAAACUGCUAAACUUUGUUCGUCUAAACUUCGUUCAUGCAGUAAACACCGUAUUACAAGCGGGUGUUGACGUAAACUGUCGAGAUGUAUCAGGAUUGACUCCUCUUCUGGUUUAUCUACGUACUGGUGGCCGUCACAUGUCCAAAGUCCUAGUAAAACAUAAUGUAGAGAUGAAGAUCACAUGCGGAGAUCCCUUUGAAAAUUCCGUCUUGCACUUAGUCUCAUAUCACAAACUACACUACCUCCACUACCUUUCUGAGUUUUUACUGGGCAGUGGCAACUGGCGUAAAUAUUUGCAAACAAAAAACGCGAUAUUUGAUUAUUUCCUGGAUAGAUAUGACGAGGAAAACAACAAAGGAAACGUUGAAACUAUAAAAACAGGUGAUGGCCCAUUGACCUCGGCGAUUCUGUCACAUCCUAAAAGUAGUAACGUUGUUGACGAAUGCUUUGAUGCAGAGGGCUACAACGCCUUCCACAGAGCAGCUCAGGGUGCAAAUUUGGUCGCAAUUCAUAAAUAUCUUUCUUGGGGAGCUAACCCUCUUUUAGAAUCUGCAGAUGGGUUUUCUGCGUUGUGGCUCUCUAUAUUAUAUGCUGUGAAGUACAGACCUUUCUUGAAUCUUGGUAGACCUAGUGUACUGACAUCUCUAGAAGUCGAACUUGCCUCGUUUUCAGCGUCUGCUAUUUUAGAUCACAUUCUUCGAAAUGGGACUAUGGAUGUAGGCUGUAACAAAAGUCGCUCAGAUUUAACCCUUUACCACGUUGCUGCAUCCCGGGGAAUGUGGCAAUUCAUCGCACAUUUGCUUUCCAGUAAAGAUAUUCUUGGUAUAGAUGUAGACUGUACAAACAAAGAUGGAAUCACUCCAAUGUACUUGGCAAAGGUCAUUGGGGGGGACACUUGUGAGUGGCACAGUCCUUGGUGCAAAGUCGUUGAAGUGAUCAAAAGCUAUGGUGGAACUCUCCAGUAUCCCCCGCUGGAAACGGAAUAUUUUCUCAUCUUCAAUGUAUUUUUCGGAGUGAAUCCUAGUUCGCUCUUUCUUGAGCUUACUGAGCAUGAAAUACUGACACUCCAGGAGGGUUGUGGGCGUGAUGAGUGCCGAGCAUAUGAAGCCAGAAAUGUUGACCUUUUUAAAACAUCUGACGAACUUGAUAGAGUUCGACUCGAUUACCAAAAGAAGGUGGACAAAUGUUCCACAUAUAUGGGAGAUUGCCCAGCUGACAUAAAGACAAGUUUCCCUCAUCUUACACUUGUGGUGUUCUUCUUUGACCGCCAACAGGCCCUAAAGUUCAACUUUUUUUACAUUCGAAACUCCUUCGUCAAUUUUCUAGACAAAGAAAUCGAACGAUUGAAGGACCUUCUGUCUAUCGCAACGAGACCCCAAGCAGAAGUGCCCUGCAAAGAUUCUCAAGAAAACUACAAACCACCAACGGAUAGGAUUGAUAUUUGUUCCCGCUACCAUAAGCAAGACCUAGAAACUGUUCUUCACCAGUGGUAUCGCAAUUACAAAGAAAGUCUCGACUUGGUUCUGGAAAACUCAGACGAAGUGAAAUCGUCUAUGCCGAUCAAUGGGAAACUCCCACGCUUUUUAGCAAAAAUGAAUUUUGCACUAACUAAUUAUGAUACAACGUUAAGCUGUGACUGGCAGGCAGUUGCAAUCAAGUACGUACAACUUAGUUUUCAAGUCCGUAACUUGAACUUCUGGAAUCAAGCGGUACACGAAACGAAUACAGUGCCAAGUAUAUCAGAUUUUCUGUCAAAGAGAAUGGAAAAGGCUAUCCUUCAACAUUCAGAAGAAUCGCUGAAACUUGUUUUGAAGCUCGCGUCUGGAGAGCCAUCUGAACACUAUAAUUAUCUCAGAACUUUGAGAUUCACAAAGCCACCCAUGUGGCACGAAACGUUUUCAGGUAUAGGAAAUUUUGGAUGGAGAUCUUGGGGCNGUGUGCUCGGAAACCUGGCAGGAAACGUCAAAGGCCUAAGAAAACGCGAUGCUGUCUUAUGGUUGAUGCUGUUGUUACUCUGUCAUUGCUUUGUCGUUUUGGAUCAUUCUUAUGACAGAGACGGAUGUUCCAUCCAGGUGUACAGUGAUCAAUGGGAGCUCAAAUACUUCGACUUCAGUGACUUUAUCAAUUCGUCGAACGCAGAAUUCAUCGGACGUCAGUGGCUGUACCAGGAAAUGGAAAGUGUCUUAGAGCACACUAACAAGCGUGGUGUUUUAAUAACAGGAAAUCCUGGCUCUGGAAAGUCCGCCUUUUUAAGCCAUUUACUUUGUUCCAGAACAUCCAGCCCACUCAUCCAUGGCAGAACCCUCGGGUACCAUUUUUGCAUGCACUUCGACAAAGGGACGCAGAGUGGAGCCAAAUUUGUUAGAAACCUUGCAAAUAUGAUCGCCUGGAGAAUCGCUGAAUAUGGUCAACUUAUUUCGACAGACUUGUUUGCCCGCAGGGUGUUGUAUAAAGAUUGUGCUCAAGAUCCAGAAUGGUGUUUUGAGCAGGGAAUCCUCACACCUUUGAAAAAACUGCAGCAGCAACGAAUGGAGCCAUGGUAUGUGGUCAUUGAUGCCUUGGAUGAAUGUGCGAAUGACAAAGCAGAGAUUCUCAACUUGCUCAAAUCCAAACUUCCUCGAUUUCCAAAGUGGUUAAAACUAAUUGUCAGUUCACGGAACGUUAGCACCAUCACUGCAAGCCUAGAUUGUCUGCAGAGAGUAGAGUUAAGAUCGGACGAUGAGAGGAAUCGUAAUGAUAUUGACACAUAUCUAUCACUGAAGGUCUUUUCAAUGAAAGAAUCCAUCAUACACAGGAUUAAGACAGCCCUUAAAAUCAAGGAUAACGAAGCGCCAACUCAGAAAAUUGUCUCAGUCCUAGCCGAUAAAAGUCAGGGGAACUUCCAGUUUGUUAAAGUCGUGUUGGACUUGUGGCUCGCAUCAGCAGAGAGUUUUACAUGGGAUUCUUUUCCAAAGUCACUUGACAGUUCUUAUCAAUUGUACUUUGAAAGAAAGUAUGGCGCGCCCGAAACUUUUCAAUCUUUGCGACAAAUUUUUGAAGUCUUAGUUGCAGCGUACAAACCGCUUAACAUCCAUGAAAUGCACUCACUGCUAAGGCUUGACAACCCAACUCUUGAUCUAGAAUACGAGUUUAUACCGAAACUUGAACAGGUCUCUUUGUUCUUGUGGCAUGGAUCAGGGGAUGGCCUUAUUCAAAUUUAUCAUACUUCUUUGUCCGAAUGGCUCACUAGUGAAGGCAACAAAGGAAAGUUUUAUUACAUCAAGAAACAAAAUGGCCAUAACCGUCUUGCAAAGUACUAUCUAAAAAACGCUAUUGAAAGCAAUUCACCACUUAAACCCGACGAGGCUUUUCACCUAGCCAGUCACAUUGUUGAAGGGGAUCUGGAGGAAUUUAUGGUCAAGCAAUUUCUGUCGCUUCCUUCGAACCAAAUCAACACCACUGACUCUGUGACCCGAGCAACGGCACUUCACCACAGUUCAAGUUCCUUUCAUGCCGAUGUAACUAAACUUUUGGUGCACCACUUCUCAAACGUUGACUGCUUAGAUAACGACCAGCGCACACCAUCCUUUAUAGCGGCAACUUCAGGGCAUUUGGAUAACUUGAAAAUACUGUUUCAAAGAGGAGCUAACCUAAACCACACCACGUCUUAUCUAGAUGCUGAAAUUGUUUCUCAUUCCCAAGAUCCCAUCACCGAAUGCAAAAGGAAGUUGUGUGAAUAUUCACUUCUGCAUACAGCCUCUCAAGAAGGUAACGUCCACGUUGUAAAAUUUCUCAUUGGCCACAAAGUGGACAUCAUGAAGACAACUGGAGCUAAUAAUACUGCAUUACAGUUAGCAGCAGCAAACGGGCAUCUUGAGACUGUCCAGACUCUCAGAACAGCUGGCGAAGUUCUGGACGGCACCGCGCUACAUCACUCCGCCGCUAGGGGCCACAACCAUGUUGUGCAGUAUCUACUGAGAGAAGGAAUGAAAGACACUUGUAUCCACACAAUUCCUUCGUCCAUGUUUUCUGAUGAAGAGGACAGUGAACUGAACUCCGUUAAAGUACGUUUGUAUGAUAACCGUCAUCUUUAUUUGCGUGAAACAGCUCUUCAUGCGGCAAUCGGAAGUGGCCAUCUUUCAGUAAUAAAGGCACUGCUAAGCGAAGACCAAACGGCUAUUGACUGCCCAAAUUCCGCAGGUAGACGCCCCCUGCACGAGGCUGUUCAUGCAAAUAACUAUAAUACACUGAAACUGUUGCUAGCAUCUGGGGCGAAUGCUGAUGUUCAGUGCGACAGCAGACCGUUAUCAUUGAGUAUGGAGUCCUUUAUACCAGCAAAGUUUACUCGAACUCAUUGUCCGUGUGGGUUUACUUCUCUGCAUAUUGCUGUUGCUCACGGGUAUCACAGUGUUGCCGAGCUGCUUAUUAAUCACAAGGCAGAUGUUAAUGCACUAGAUUGCAACGGUUCGACCCCUCUUCACGUCGCCUCUUGCCAAGACAUGCCAUCCCUCGUGGCCCUUCUAGUCCACAGUGGAGCCGAUAUCACUGCACGAAGUCUGAAUGGUUCGACACCUCUUCACAGCGCGGCAGCAUGUUUUGCAAAGAACGUUUACUGGUCUUUGAUUAAUCUGGGCUGUGAUAUCCUUGCUACUGAUAGCGGAGGGAUGACUGCAUUACACUAUAUUGUCAAAGACGUUUCCUAUGUUGGUCCAGAGUAUUUUGUUGAUUUGUAUGUGAGCAAUCCAAAGGGUUGGAUAGAGCCGAAUCAAAGAGGCGCUUCCCAACAGCAGACGACCUUGAGCAAGCUGGAUUUACAGUAUCCUUGGUUAAGCGCGUUCGUAAAGCUAGUCGAGAGCUUUGCCAAAUCAGAAAGAGCUAGAAAGACGGCCAUUUUAGAGAUGAAAGACAAGAGGAAUCGGACUGUUUUUGAUAAAUUAGAAGAGAGAACCAAUACCUCUUCUCUUUUAACCGGAAGUAGUAUAACCAGUGGUAGCCUUUUCGUACUAUCACUGACUCCUUUUAUUUUCGCUUACGACGUCACCUGCUCGGAAACUCUAAAGAGCCAUGUUGUAGCUUUAAACAAGCCAUAUGAACCAGGUUUAAUUCCAAAGGCUUUAACGAGAGUUUUAUCGAGAGCAUAUACAUCCACAUUUACAAACUUAAACUGCUCCAAACUGCUAAACUUUGUUCGUCUAAACUUCGUUCAUGCAGUAAACACCGUAUUACAAGCGGGUGUUGACGUAAACUGUCGAGAUGUAUCAGGAUUGACUCCUCUUCUGGUUUAUCUACGUACUGGUGGCCGUCACAUGUCCAAAGUCCUAGUAAAACAUAAUGUAGAGAUGAAGAUCACAUGCGGAGAUCCCUUUGAAAAUUCCGUCUUGCACUUAGUCUCAUAUCACAAACUACACUACCUCCACUACCUUUCUGAGUUUUUACUGGGCAGUGGCAACUGGCGUAAAUAUUUGCAAACAAAAAACGCGAUAUUUGAUUAUUUCCUGGAUAGAUAUGACGAGGAAAACAACAAAGGAAACGUUGAAACUAUAAAAACAGGUGAUGGCCCAUUGACCUCGGCGAUUCUGUCACAUCCUAAAAGUAGUAACGUUGUUGACGAAUGCUUUGAUGCAGAGGGCUACAACGCCUUCCACAGAGCAGCUCAGGGUGCAAAUUUGGUCGCAAUUCAUAAAUAUCUUUCUUGGGGAGCUAACCCUCUUUUAGAAUCUGCAGAUGGGUUUUCUGCGUUGUGGCUCUCUAUAUUAUAUGCUGUGAAGUACAGACCUUUCUUGAAUCUUGGUAGACCUAGUGUACUGACAUCUCUAGAAGUCGAACUUGCCUCGUUUUCAGCGUCUGCUAUUUUAGAUCACAUUCUUCGAAAUGGGACUAUGGAUGUAGGCUGUAACAAAAGUCGCUCAGAUUUAACCCUUUACCACGUUGCUGCAUCCCGGGGAAUGUGGCAAUUCAUCGCACAUUUGCUUUCCAGUAAAGAUAUUCUUGGUAUAGAUGUAGACUGUACAAACAAAGAUGGAAUCACUCCAAUGUACUUGGCAAAGGUCAUUGGGGGGGACACUUGUGAGUGGCACAGUCCUUGGUGCAAAGUCGUUGAAGUGAUCAAAAGCUAUGGUGGAACUCUCCAGUAUCCCCCGCUGGAAACGGAAUACUUUCUCAUCUUCAAUGUAUUUUUCGGAAUGAAUCCUAGUUCGCUGUUUCUUGAUCUUACUGAGCAUGAAAUACUUACACUCCAGGAGGGUUGUGGACGUGAAGAAUGCCGAAAAUAUGAAGCCAGAAAUGUUGACAUUUUUAGAACAUCUGACGAACUUGAUAGAGUUCAACUCGAUUACCAAAAGAAGGUGGACAAAUGUUCCACAUAUAUGGAAGAUUGCCCAGCUGACAUAAAGACAAGUUUCCCU
Molecule: messenger RNA, 11942 nt
Organism: Orbicella faveolata
Lineage: Eukaryota; Metazoa; Cnidaria; Anthozoa; Scleractinia; Merulinidae
Molecular function (GO): protein binding
Source: RefSeq, a predicted model, not a curated record